Molecule: messenger RNA, 1564 nt
Organism: Ectocarpus sp. CCAP 1310/34
Lineage: Eukaryota; Phaeophyceae; Ectocarpales; Ectocarpaceae
Source: the annotation of a GenBank genome assembly
AUGGGGUCGGUCGGAGCAGCGGCGGCAAGCGGCGUGGUACAAGAAUUGGGCGUCACCGUUGCCGACGGCGGUGCUACGAACCAAAGGGCGAGGGGACCGACGAACUUGGUACACAAGGGCAUGUUGUUCGAGGCCCUCCUGGAGAAGGUGAGGGAUUCGCACCGGCUCGGCUAUAGAGGGGCGAAAUUCACGUGGAAGACAAGAGCGGUGGACUGCAUUACCGAGCAAAAACCCCUGUUCGAUUCCGUCCGCAAGAAGUGGCUGCAGCUGCCUCAAGAGUCGAGGAUCAAGUACAGGUGCGCCAACUACCUGGACACCCCCUUCCCGACGGAGUCCACCGCUCGGCAAGCCCAGCAGGAGGCGAGGGGAAAUGAUACAGCAAUCAUGGAGUCACUCCAAGACCAGGCGCAAAGCCAGGGGGAGCGCAACGUUGAGGAUGUGGAGAGGGCGGAAAAGCACCUGGAGGUAGCCCGCCAGAAGAAGGAUAUCCUGGAAGCGCAAGCACGGGAUUCUGCAGCCAGAGAGAAGGCUAGGGACGCGAAGACGGAGCAUUAUCGGCAACAGAGGUUGGUUGCUGAAGCCGACCGUGCGAAGAAGCAAGAUGCGCAGCACGAGGAUUUGCUGGACUUCAUGUCGUCCACGUUCCGGACUCCUGUAGGAGGCGUUUUCAUCCAAUGGGACUCUUAUGAAAAAUUUUGGGAGUGUCUGCCCGAUAUAUCCCAGACGCGGCGAAGAGUCUCGUGACCGACGCGCUGCCCACCUUUGACGGAGCUGGUGGACUUGGCCAAAGAUAAAAAAUUCGCGGCUACCUUGAAGGAAGCAGGAGUGGGGACGAUUCCCGCCACCCGGAUUGCCAACUUUAUCCAAAGGACUAUCUAUGAAAGCAGGUUGUUUUCUGUCCUUUCUCAAACAUGUGGCACCUGCUUGCGUUUUUGGCGGUAGCGUAGUGUUGCUUGAGUUACGGGGUGUGGUGAUGGCUUUCAGGGACGGGGAUAAGAAGUUCGCGGUUUUGGGUGGGGAGUAUGGGGACCGGGCUGUUUCUCGAACCCAGCAUGAGGUGGCUCUCGCGUAGUACUUGGAAUGCUUGCGCGGUUUACACGGUUUCUCGGCAUGUAUCAACACGCGUACGUAUAAAUUAUUGUGACGGGGGUUGGGGGGUUACGGGAACGGAGAGAGGGGACUACAUUGUGAUUUUUUUUUCAAUUACGUGUCACAUUUUCUAGCGAGGCAGCUGUUGAAAUACAACGAUCCUCAUAGAAGGGGUAGUUCGACUUGGAGGAGGUGGCCUCGAUAGCAGGAGAGUUUUUCAUGUCGAUACUUGCCAAAAUGUUGUGUCCACGUAAACUGUGAUCGCGUGUUCGAUACCCCCGGCCCCAUAGCACGAACGUAUGAAGCACAUUUUGGGGAGUUGUAAGCUUGUGACAUAGACUGCUUCGGCAGGCGACUUCGGCAAUCCGUCUCAACAUGCGUGGUUCGUGCUUUGUUGCGAAGUUUGCAUUACUGCAAAGGUGCGUUACUCCGAAGGCUUUGUUUCGGUCGCGGUACUUUUACAAGGCAAUAAGGA